AUGCCGGAAACCCUGCAGUUUCAUAUUUGGGACAGAAUUUCUUCAGCAAAGGAUGAAAAAUCUACAUUCUUCCAGUUCGGGGCCUCCAUCCAGCAGGAGGCGCUGCUCAUGCUCAACAUCAUGGAAGAGUACGACUGGCAUGUCUUCUCCAUAGUGACCAGCAAGUUCCCGGGCUACCAGGAUUUCACUGCCAUCCUGAAGAUCACGGUUGACAACAGCUUUGUUGGUUGGGACCUCCAGCACACCAUCACCCUGGACGCCGUAGACGGGGACUCCAGGACCCAGAUCCAGCUGAAAAAGGUGCAGUCUCCAGUCAUCCUUUUGUACUGCUCCAAGGACGAGGCGGGUUACAUCUUGGAGGAGGCCCGAUCACUGGGUCUGACCGGUUUCGGCUACAUCUGGAUCGUGCCCAGCUUGACCACGGGCAACCCAGGCAUCACUCCAGAUUCAUUCCCCUCUGGAAUGAUCUCUGUAUCCUACGAUGACUGGGACUAUCCUCUUGAGGCACGGGUUCGAGAUGGGCUUGGGAUUAUAACCACGGCAGCUGCAGCCAUGUUGGAAGAGUUUGGGGACAUCCCGGAGGCCAAAACCAGCUGCUAUGGCCAAAUGGAAAAAACCAAGUUGCCACCCAGCGCGUUACACAAGUACAUGAUGAACGUAACUUGGGAUGGCAGAGAUUUGUCCUUCACCGAGGACGGUUACCAGGUGCAUCCCAAACUGGUUGUGAUCGUGCUGAACAAGGACAGAGAGUGGGAAAAGAUGGGCAAAUGGGAGAACCAGAGUUUGACUUUGAAAUAUCCUGUGUGGCCUCGCUUCAACUCUUUUGGUGAUGCGGAGACAGACGACAAUCACCUGACCAUUGUAACUCUAGAGGAGAAGCCUUUUGUCAUUGUGGAGAAUGUGGAGCGCCUGACAGGCACCUGCAUGAGAAACUCUGUGCCCUGCCGCAAACACAUCAAAGACAACACCACUGAGGGAGGAGGAACGUACAUUAAAAAGUGCUGCAAAGGCUUCUGCAUUGACAUCCUCAAGAAAAUCGCUCGGAAUGUGAAGUUCACCUAUGACCUUUAUCUAGUGACCAACGGGAAGCACGGGAAGAAGAUCAACAACAUGUGGAACGGCAUGGUGGGAGAGGUGGUGUACAAAAAAGCAGUCAUGGCUGUGGGCUCCCUGACAAUCAAUGAGGAGCGCUCAGAGGCCAUCGAUUUCUCCGUCCCCUUCGUGGAAACAGGGAUUAGUGUGAUGGUAUCCCGUAGCAACGGAACCGUCUCUCCAUCAGCGUUUUUAGAGCCCUUCAGCGCGUCUGUGUGGAUAAUGAUGUUUGUGAUGCUGCUGCUGGUGACUGCAAUGGCUGUCUUCAUGUUUGAGUACAUCAGCCCCCUGGGCUUCAACAGGAACCUCGCUCAGGGCAAAGACCCCCACGGACCAUCCUUCACCAUGGGGAAAGCAGUGUGGCUGUUGUGGGGCCUGGUAUUUAACAACUCUGUGCCUGUGCAAAACCCUAAAGGCACCACCAGUAAAUUCAUAGUGUCCAUCUGGGCCUUCUUCGCUGUCAUCUUCCUGGCCAGUUACACUGCCAACCUGGCUGCCUUCAUGAUCCAGGAGGAAUUUGUGGACCAAGUGACAGGUCUAAGCGACAAAAAGUUUCAGAGUCCCUACUCCUACUCCCCUCCUUUCCGCUUUGGAACGGUUCCAAACGGCAGCACAGAGAGGAAUAUCCGUAAGAAUUACCCUGACAUGCACCAGUACAUGGUGAAGUACCAUCAGUCCGGGGUGAACGAUGCGCUGGUCAGCUUGAAGACUGGCAAACUGGAUGCCUUCAUAUAUGACGCAGCUGUGCUGAACUACAUGGCCGGUAGGGAUGAGGGGUGUAAACUAGUGACCAUUGGUAGUGGCUACAUCUUUGCUACCACUGGCUACGGCAUUGCCCUGCAGAAAGGGUCGGCCUGGAAGCGCCCGGUGGAUCUGGCCAUUCUGGCUAUUAUUGGAGAUGGUGAGAUGGAGGAGUUGGAGGCUCAAUGGCUGACUGGGAUCUGCCACAAUGAGAAAAACGAGGUAAUGAGCAGCCAGCUGGAUGUGGACAACAUGGCUGGAGUGUUCUACAUGCUGGCGACUGCCAUGGGUCUCAGCCUCAUUACCUUUGUCUGGGAGCACCUGUUCUACUGGAGACUCAGAUACUGCUUCACUGGCAUCUGCUCGGGCAAACCUGGCCUGCUCUUCUCCAUCAGCAGGGGUAUAUGGAGUUGCAUUCAUGGUGUUCACAUCGACAUGAAGAAAAAGUCAUCUGACCUGGACUUCAGUCCACAGUCCAACAUGCUUAAGCUUAUCAAGUCCGCGAAGCAGAUGACUAAUAUGACCAACCUCAGUGGCUCCAGGAUCAACUCUCCUAAACGUGGAGGUGAGUUUAUGCAUUCGGCAAGCCCCAUGAUCAUGGACAUGAUGGCAGAGAAAGGGAACUUCAUCUACACUGACAAUCGUAGCUAUGCCCAAAAGGACAUCUAUGGAGACUCCAGCGACUUACAGGCGUAUCUGGCAAACCGCCACAAGGACCAUCUGAACAACUACAUCUUCCAAGGUCAGCAUCCCCUCACCCUCAAUGAAUCAAACCCUAAUACUGUAGAGGUGGCGGUGAGUGCAGACACAGCCCAGACCAAUGCAAAACCCCGAGCUCUGUGGAAGAAAUCUGUGGAUACUUUGCGUCAAACUCAGGGGUCUGAUACCAUAGACCCCCGUUUGUCCAUGAAGAGUCAGAGGUACCUGCCAGAGGACACGGCACACUCGGAUAUCUCCGACUGCUCAAGCAGGGCCACCUCCUACAAGGAUCCAGACAAUAACAAGCACCUGAAGUCCAAGGAUAACUUAAAAAAAAGAUCGAUGACGUCAAAAUACCCUAGGGAUUGCAGCGAGGUAGAGCUGUCCUACUUAAAAAAUAAGCAGGGCGGAGUGGGCAGAGAGAAAAUAUACACCAUAGACUCAGACCGGGAGCUGAGUCUGCACUCAGAGUCACAGCACUACAGGGAAGGCAGAGGCCUGACAACUGACGAUUUGGAUUUUGGCGAAAUUUAUUCAGACCACAAUGACAAUUACAGGAAAUGCGACCAGCCCAUCAUCCAUCUCAACAGCAGCCCCCUACAUCAUAGUGACUCGGACCUUCUGCCGGACAGCGUCUACAACAAACAUUACAGCAUGAAGGAGAAGAAUCUCAGUCCUCACGAAAGCAACGACAGGUUCAAACAGACUCAUUGCCGGAGCUGUCUUUCUAAGGUAAACAACUACAGCACUGGGCCUUACGCUGCCAUACGCUCACCGUAUAACCGGUGCGAGGCAUGCAUCCACAUGGGCAACCUGUAUGACAUUAGUGAGGACCAACUGCUGCAGGAGGCCAUGAUCAGCCCUGGCAUGCACCACGAUGACAUGUUUAGCCACUACUGGCCUCAGACGGAUGGGCCACACGUACAGAGGAGGAACAGAUUGAGGCUCAGCCGUCAGCACUCCUUUGACAAUAUCAUGCUUGAGAAGCCCAAAGAAAUUGACCUGAACCGGCCGGCGCGGAGCGUCAGCCUAAAGGAGAAGGACCGCUUCCUGGAGGACAGCCCUUAUGCAAACAUGUUUAACAUCAAGGCUGACAAACUAUUCGGCAGCAGGUCCAUGCUCUUUAACCGAAACCUGGAGGAAAGCAAGCGUAGUAAGUCACUUUACCCUGAUCACCCCUCGGACAACCCCUUCAUGCAAUCUAUACGGGAUGACACUCGCCUGGUCCAUGGCAGGAGCUCCUCGGAUAUUUACAAACAGUUGGCUCCCAUCAAAACUAGGAACGAGAACAAUCUGAGGUCCUCUGUGAAGUCUACCACUUCAUACUGUUCCAGGGAUGGUCGAAUACCCAAUGACAUGUACAUUUCAGAGCAUGUAAUGCCUUAUGUAGCCAACAAGACUAGUGCAUACUCAGCUCCCCGGGUUCUCAACUCUUCGCAGUUUAGCAAUAGACGAGUAUAUAAGAAAAUACCUAGUCUCGAGUCAGAUGUUUAAUGCUUUUUUGUGUAGUUGAACUAUUUACUCACUUAGAAUGCCACAGUCACCUACAUCUACAAAGUACCCGAGAUACCACUCUUCUUAUACGAGAGCUUUCCAGAGGUUUUCAACAUUUUAAGAUUCCUUCUGGGCAGGUAUCUGCAGAAAGAGAGUUAGUCAAGUGUAAGCCAAUAAAAUGUGAUCCAGCAUGGAAGUUGUUAAUUGUCCCCAACACUCGGCCUAGUGCUAAUGUGUGCUCAAAACGUUGAGUGCUAGUGCAGAUGUGCCGCUUCAAGUCCGACCUGAAGCUGUGGUGGACUGAAGCAGAUCCUAGGGUGGGGUUUCAGGUAUUUGGCCCCACGUUGCAUGUGACAAGACCGUAUAUGUAUCUGAUGGACUGUGGCUGGAAUAGUUCCUGAUCUUAAGGCAAGCAAGGGUAUUUCAUCCAUGAAACUCAGCAAUUGCAUUUUUGCUUUUAUUACUAUAGACUUGGGAUUUUUGGCAUUCUAAUCCCUAUUUAGAAUUUAGACUCUUCUCUAUCUUAUUUGGUAGCACAAUAAUCAUUAGUUAACCGCCCACCUCUGCUUUAUAAACAGAACUUCUAUAUUCCUGUCAGGAAUAGAUUUCUUUUGCAUGUGUGUUUCUUUUCUUCUCUUAUUUCGGUUG
This is a messenger RNA of Sinocyclocheilus rhinocerous, 4674 nucleotides long. Its product is annotated as glutamate receptor ionotropic, NMDA 2A. Gene Ontology annotation, biological process: monoatomic ion transport. Gene Ontology annotation, cellular component: membrane. The transcript has 12 exons. Lineage: Eukaryota; Metazoa; Chordata; Actinopteri; Cypriniformes; Cyprinidae. The record is from RefSeq and is a predicted model, not a curated record. Bases 1 to 4026 code for a protein of 1341 amino acids. Gene Ontology annotation, molecular function: ligand-gated monoatomic ion channel activity; signaling receptor activity.